Messenger RNA from Micropterus salmoides (largemouth bass), 5711 nucleotides. RefSeq names its product scavenger receptor cysteine-rich type 1 protein M130-like. The transcript is spliced from 6 exons. The record is from RefSeq and is a predicted model, not a curated record. NCBI's taxonomy places the organism in Eukaryota, Metazoa, Chordata, Actinopteri, Centrarchiformes, Centrarchidae. The coding region runs from base 3306 to 3902 and encodes 198 amino acids. Gene Ontology annotation, cellular component: membrane.
UCUACACUGAGGACAGCACACGAUGAUCAGAGCAGAGAGCAGGCGGACGGCCAGAGAGACGGUCUACCUGGACAUGGAUCACCUGGUGCUGCUGCUGCUGCUGUGGAGCUCAGUAAACCUCCUAAACUUCUCUUUAUGAUCCACAACAUGCAACAAUCUGCUGACUCCUGAAAUAAGAUCCACUCUUUCCAGACUCGUACCUGAACACAUGUUGACCAGAUUAUUAUUCAUCCAUGGUUCUGACGAAAUGGCUCAACUGUUCCUGUUACACUGCAACCAGCUGAAGGAGAAGGAAAUAAUUUGACAUUCACACCCAAGUAGCUUCUGUCCCUCUGUGUGUGACGGAGUUGCGGUUUGCAUGUAGUUCACUACUGUAAACGGCUUAUCACUCACACCAACAUCUCUCACACACACAUCCUCAGGGCUGUCAUUUUAAACUCAUUUAUGAAUACAGCGAGGUCAAAUUAAAGAUACUGAUUUAUUCUUUUUAUAAUAAGGAUAAAAUCGCAUUCAAAGUCCAACAACAUUUAAGAAAAGAAGAAAUAAACAAAACGAAUAAAUGAGGGGAUAUUCUUAGUAAAAACUCUACAUUUUUGAAAGUUAAAGUUGCAAAAAUUACAGGAACAGAAACUCAGAUAUUCUUUGAGAUUAAAAUGGAAACGUGCAAGAUAAAACUCACAAGUUUACAAGAAAGAAACAAGGAUCUGCUCUGAGAUUAUUAAGUCAUACAUUUGUGAGAAAUAUGUCUGUUAGUUGGAGGAUGCAUUGCACACAGACGCUGAAACUUUGUUUGUUAAAUCCGUAAAUCCAGCAGAUCCUUCGUAACAAUUAAAAUCUGCAAGCGCCACAUACAGGCUUACCUGCAGCUGCACUGCAGGCAAGUAGUUAAAUACUUGUUGGUCUCUAAAUCGUUCGGCAUGUAGAUAGAACACGUCUCUUUGUCCGGUUUCUUAGCCUGCUUGCUUUUCCUGGUUGUAAAUAUAACUAACUAGCUGAUUCCAUUUCCACCCAGUGUAGCAGCGAUCCACAGGAGGGGAAGGGGAGCUAACAGCUAGCACCUCCAGGCACUGUGAAUGAUCCGUGACUUUUUCUUUCCCCUGACUGCCGGGGCAGCCUCUCUGUGUUCAACCUCCUGAUUUAUACAUUGUAGUAAUAAUAAUCUUUAUUUAUAGUGCACUUUACCGUGUUACAAAAAGCUUUCACAAGUGCAAAGAUACACAUAAAACAGAUAACCAGAUACAUGUUGGAAGCAAAUUUUCUUCACCGAUGCAACGGCAGUGAAGCGGUAACGUUAUCAGAGAAGACUGAAGUUGAGGAGCGAUGCCAACAGCGUGGCUGAAACGGUGAGUUGUGUGAAUCCUAAAUUUUUAAAUUUUGGCAGGUUUGAAUCCAGCCUUGGGCCAUUCUGUGUGGAGUUUGCAUGUUCUUUCUUAGAUUAUGAGUGUUUCAGUGUAUAAUGUGAUAUUUUUAAAUGUGUACUGAGUUUUUGUAGAUGUGAAAUUCCUUUUACAAAGGGAGCACUCAUGGCCUUGGCCAAGCAAGAGGCAAAUAAGUAACAAGAGCAGCACAGUCAUAGGUCAUAGCUACUCUGCUGAUGACAACUUAAAUACUGUUUUGCUUCAUUUUCACUAAUGAGCCUAAGGCACACCUGUGCAAUCCCCAUGCUGUCUGAUCAGCGUCUUGAUAUGCCACACCUGUGCGGUGGAUGGAUUAUCUCGGCAAAGGAGAAGUGCUCACUAACAGAUUCUGACAGAUAUGUGAACAAUAUUUGAGAGAAACAGGCCUUUUGUGUGCAUAGAGAAAGUCUUAGAUCUUUGAGUUCAGCUCAUGAUGAAUGGGGACAAAAACAAAAACGGUUGCCUUUAUAAAAUUAGAAAUUAGAAAACACAUAAUACAUGCAAAUUAUUAUAAUUAACACAUCUCAGACUGAACAUUAGCAGAGACAGAGCAUUGUAAGCUUUGUACAGGUCGAACGUAUGGCAGGGCUGGUGGUUUUUUCGUUUAGGCUGUUGUUAUAAUUACAUUUUCUUUUUUACAGAAAGGAAGGACCUGAGUCUGUGGAGGCCAGCCAUUAUUAAACAUCUGUACUGGAUUGCAGCUUCCACUCUAAUGGAGAUGUGAUGGUGAACCACGUUCAGAACAUCCAAGAACACGGCACGGUGGAACCAGCAUCAGCCCUCAUGGAGUUCACUGCACCUGCUCCGCUUUGCAGAUCAGCCAGAAGAUCAUGGAUGGAUGAGGCAGUCUGCCUUCAUCGGUUAACGGUUAAACACAGGACAUAAAUGUGAAACCAGCACAGAAGUCUUGAUUUGUGUUUUUCAGGUUAAGAUCUUUAUAAAUCAAGGCAAAGCCCGAUCAGUCCAACAAUUCAUAUUAUCCUCGGCCAAAGACAUACUCAGUCACAUUCGUCUAUUUGUGAGAUAUCUCAAAAAUUUAGAUGAAAUCUGGGAAAUAUGUCUCAGCCAACACUUGAGGUAUAGCUUUUUUUUUUUGUUCUCAACAUUGCAAGAUAGUAUUUUGAAAAUUGUCACUGUGGAAAAAAAUGGUCUGUUUGUAUUUUCAAGUGGAGCCAGUAGAUGUUAAUUAAAAAAUCUUGAUUGUACAGCUUUGGUUUGCUCUCGAGUGUUUUCUGGGCCAAAUGGGCCAAUUAGUAUUUUUUUCAUUUUGACCAUUCACAUUUGGUACAUCCAGAUACAUAUUUUAAAAAGUUUUAAUCUUGGCGUUUUGGUGUUUUACAUUUGUAAUUAAUGUGUCUAAUUGUCUUAGAUGGUGGUUCAUACAUUUUAGAAUACAUUAAUAGUGUAAGACAUGUUUAACAGUUAAUGCAGUCUGCAUCUGUUCAACAUAUACAUUAUAGCAACUACAUAAAAUGUAAUUCAUUUUAGUGAUUGUCAACCAAAUGAGGCCGUAUAAACGUGUAAAUACGCCAUUCUUCUGGACCCAAAACAUGAGGGUAAUGACUUCCUAAUAUGCCUUCCUAGGUCCAGCAAACAAGCUGUAUAGCGGUACGGCCUGGGGAUUAGGACAUAAUAUCUAGAGCUAAACCUGAUGAAAUCAUUAUCAACAGUGGUGAUGUAAAUAUGAACAUAUGUUCUGUUUCUUGUAAUACAGAAAUAACUUGUGCAGCUCUCACUGCAUGAAUCCACAUACUGAUUUCCAUCCUGAUGAAGUGAAGCAGAGCUUUUCCUUUAACUCUAUAUGAACCAGUCUGCUGGCUGCUGUUCUGUGUAUUCACAUGUUCAUCUCACCUACAGUAAACUGGUAAAAUGACUCCAGAGGGAGUUCACUGAGAUGUUUCUGAGCUGAUGGAAAGUUCUUUACAAAAGUGUUUUUUUUCUGUCCACGGCUGUGCUGCAAUCACAGGACUCCAGGCUGACGGACAACACACCUCAACAGAGGCUGAUGAUGUCAGGUUGGUGGGAGGAGCCAGUCGCUGUGCAGGAACACUGGAGCUGAAAUAUCAGGGAGACUGGAGACCAAUGAGAUACUAUAACUGGACCCUGAAGGCAGCAGCUGUUGUCUGUAGAGAGCUGCACUGUGGCUCUCCUGUUUCUGUAGGAGAGAGAGAGGAUUCCUCAGACAGACCUGUGUGGUGGAUCAGGUCUGUCUGUGUUCAGUCUGGAUCUGCUCUGAGGAAGUGUGUAACAUCAUAUUACUCUUCCUCUAUUCUGGAUCUCACCUGCUCAGGUCCAACAGGUCUUCUCAUCAUAUUGGUCGUCCGGCCGCUGACUCUGCUGUUGCUGUUGGUGUUGGUGAACGCUGCCCUUUAUUUCUACUAUAAGGCCAGCAGGGGGCAGAAGCCGGGCAGGCAGGAGGACAUUGAGCUGGAUUAUUAUAACCUGGGUGUUUGUGCAGCUGAAGGAGGGCCGACUGAAGAGGAAGGAGCUCAGGGAGCAGAGUAGGACCUCCAAGGAUCAUCUCAGCUGCCUCACAACCCACCAUCAGCUCAGUCCAGGAUUUUACACUUUUAUACUGAUGUUCCCUUUAAACAAUCCAGCUGGAAUUAUUAGAUUACAUUAGAAACAUUUUAUUACUCUCAACAUGAAAAGAGCAAAACCAACAGCGUGUCAGUCUUUUCAGACUUCCUGUCUGUGGCUCUCAGCUCCAAGCCCAUUGAUUUCUGUCUGAAGACGUCAAGCUUUAAAAAGUCCUCACAAAUAUAGUUUCAUAUUAAAACUAAGUAUCAGGGUCCAAACACCCGGCACAGUUCAGAACCAGAGCCACGCCGACCCAGGAGGAUCUGGAAGUCCUUCUGGCACGAUGUUGAGUCCUGUUAUAUAUUAAAUUAAAAUAGAAGUGAAGCGUCGGCACAGAUCCUCUGAAUCUGGUUUCUCAACACUUGAUGUGUAAAUCACAUUUGGUGACACGUGAACAACUGAAUCCUGAGACCAGAGAAGAAACGUGUCACAGAGCCUCCUGCUGCUGGAUCUGUAGGUCUGGAGGCAUCGAGGGCUGGAGACACUAAUUUGGUUCAGUUUGGCAAAAACACCUUUUUGUAGUUAAUUUUGUGUAUUCAUAAUAAUUUUGCUUAAAGUUUUUAGCGUUAAGCCAAAGGAAACCCCGCUCUCUCUCGGGUCAACACCCAAAGACCUUCGCGCAUUAUGAUUCAGAUUACAGUCAGGAUGGAGGGAGACACCUGAUAACAAGCUAGUCUCAAUACGAGGUUCUGGCUGGCCUCAAUUAUCAAAUGUCCAACUCCAGGUUCAAAAUGUUUCCUAGUCAGCUCACCACUCCUCCUCAGCAGCUUCAGGGCUUCGUGCAUCAGAACAUAAUGAACAAUAAGUUCCUUAAAACCAGAUUUCUGGUUGUCAGUAAUGAGGUGUGCGGGUGUAGGCAGUGUGGAUGAACCUUACCUGGCAGCAGGAGGGGGAAGAGGGGAAAAAUAAUCUUUAAGAUUCUCUACUCAAAGUGUCUUUUUAUUAAAAUACAAAUCAGCAAAAAGGUUCUACAAAAGAAAAGAACAGAGCAACACAUUGUGGAAUGGAGUCCCCUCUUUCUUUUUCUUUCCUUUCCACCCUCAAAAUGCCAAAAACUGCAACUAAUAUUUAGUUUUUUUAACAGUUUUAUAUUUGUGGAUACAGAACAUUUUGUAAUGAAGGAAAUAUUCUUUUAGCUAUUAGCUUAUUUUAUAAUCACGUUGAAUCCUUUAGUAAUUAAGGAAGUUGCUUAUUUCAUAUGAAUUUCUCUUUGCUUUAUACGUCACAUAUUUUUUACGCAUUUGCUGUGAAAUAUCCUCAUAACUAACCCAAUAAUCUGAAUAGAUAUAUGAAGCUUUCAGAGUUCAUAAAGAUGAAGAAAUGAAUAAAAAUGAGACUAGCCUAUCUAGUGCCUACCCCCCCGAGUUGAGUGAUGUGUUCAGUUUCCUUGUCUGUUACCACUUCCUGUUUUUUUUCAGUUACUCAUCUUGUGUCUCGUUUCAGGUCUUCGUCUGCCUUCCUUCCAUGUGUGAUUAACUGUCCCCACCCUAAUGUGCUGCACCUGUGUCUCAUUGUCUCCCCUCCCUUUGUAUAUAUAAACCCACCUUCCCUUGAGGUUUUUGCCAGACUGUCUUGUUUCCGUGACAGUAUUCCAGCCUGAUUCCUUGUGUGAUUCCAGUCUAGUCAGUGAGUUUGACCGUAGCUCUGUUUUUUGACCCCGACUCUCACCUUGUGUUCUGGAUACCUUUACCUGGACUUUUGUAUCAUCCUGCAAUAAAGUUAUUGCUCAUCUUA